AUGGGCUUCUUGGAAAGGCAGGAGCAGUUGGAGAAUGUAAUCCAAACUGCCCCGGAUGAAGAUAUUGAGAAAUCUGCCGUGCCCACUCACCAGGAGAAACCCACUACACUCUUGCCGGCUAUUGACCCUGAGUUAGAGCGGAGAGUGGUAAGGAAAUUGGACUGGCAUGUUGUGACGUUAUUGGGAUUUUUCUAUCUCCUCGCUUUCCUCGACCGAAGCAACAUCGGCAAUGCCAAAAUCGCCGGCAUGAAAGAGGACCUCGACCUCGAUGGAAAAAGCUACGCCUGGCUCUUGACAAUCUUCUAUAUCUCAUAUACAGUGUUUGAAUUCCAAGCAAUGAUGUGGAAGAUUGUCAAGCCGCACCAGUGGGCUGCCUUUGUGUUGUUCUCCUGGGGUUUGAUGGCAACAUGCCAAGCAGCGGUCAGUAAUUGGAAAGGCAUGAUGGCACUCCGGUUCCUAAUGGGCGUCUUCGAGGCUGGCUUCGGUCCCGGUGUGCCCUAUCUGCUAUCAUUCUUCUACCGCCGCCACGAGCUGGGUCUCCGAUGCGGUAUGUUUCUGUCUGCCGCACCACUGGCAAAUACAUUCGCCGGUGCCUUGGCAUAUGGUAUUACUUCGGGACAUUCCGCGUUGGCGAAUUGGCGAUUGCUGUUCCUGGUUGAGGGUGUUCCGGUCUGCGCAGCUGCCCUGCUGGCUUGGUUCUACGUGCCAGAUAGCCCGCAGGACGCCAAGUUCCUGAAUAAGGAAGAGAAGGAGGUUGCGCGUGCCCGGGCAAUGCAACAAUCUGGUGAGCCGGACCGUGCAGUCAAGAUCCAAUGGAAGGAAUUAGCCAUGACGCUUCUCGACGUCAAAGCGUGGCUUACAGCAUUGAUGUACUUCAGCUGUAACGUCAGUUUCUCUUCUCUCCCCGUGUUCCUACCCACCAUUCUCAAGGAGAUGGGCUUCACGGCCAUCAACGCCCAGGGCCUCACUGCACCUCCAUUCUUUGCCUCAUUCCUGGCGACGAUCGCGACCACUUGGGUGGCGGAUCGCAUUCAGCAGCGUGGAUUGACGAUCGCAGCUUUAUCAGUGGUUGGUGGCGUGGGGUAUAUCCUGUGCGCUACCUGCACCUCAGUGGGUGUUCGAUACUUCGGUGUGUUCUUGGCGGCCUGUGGAGUCUUCCCCUCGAUCGCCAAUAUUCUGCCGUGGGUUCUGAACAAUCAGGGCUCCGAUACUCGCCGUGGUGGAAGUAUUAUCCUGUUGAACGUGAUCGGCCAGUGUGGGCCUUUCCUGGGCACCAACAUCUUCCCAGAUGCACAAGCCCCGAGGUAUGUAAAGGGUAUGGGGAUCUGUGCUGGUUUCAUGUUCUUCACUUCACUCCUUGCUUUGUCUCUGCGUGUGCUUCUGGUAUGGGAGAACCGGCGCCUUGACAAGAAGUAUGGGCCUCAAAUUGAAGAAGACCCAACAAAACCUGCGGAUGGCCCGGUAGCGGAGGACAAUUACGGUGCCAAUUACCGUUUUGUGCUGUGA
Molecule: messenger RNA, 1506 nt
Organism: Penicillium roqueforti
Lineage: Eukaryota; Fungi; Ascomycota; Eurotiomycetes; Eurotiales; Aspergillaceae
Product: putative MFS transporter
Exons: 6
Coding region: 1-1506 (501 amino acids)
Biological process (GO): transmembrane transport
Cellular component (GO): membrane
Molecular function (GO): transmembrane transporter activity
Source: RefSeq, a predicted model, not a curated record